AUGUCGACCGAACAGCCCGCAACCGAUGCUGAUGGGCACAAGGGUGACCAUCUCCUGUUUCCACAACCGGGAGAUGGGAAACUCAUUCCGAUGGUCAUCCAGAGCUUACAGCAGCCUUCAGUACUGCCCGAGAAUGUGCCAUGGACUCGGCUGGGGGAGCCUUUCUCCAAGGUCGGCACUAUGGAAGCCAUUUGGUAUUGGGUCUUAUCUCCGAUACUCGUAAAGGGGAGCGAGAAGGUGGAUGUUUCGCCCGGAGGCUUAUUCUUCUUGAUCUUGAGGUUUCUCGCGGCAGCGCCUCUAUGUGCUUUUAUGAAAUAUCAAGAGCAAAUCACCAGAACGAAUCGAGACGCAAUGUCAAUACCCCACGCUGCCAACACCGCCGCCGCACCCAUCAUCAUCAUUGCCUUUAGAGGCCCGUGA
This is a messenger RNA of Clonostachys byssicola, 420 nucleotides long. The record is from the annotation of a GenBank genome assembly. NCBI's taxonomy places the organism in Eukaryota, Fungi, Ascomycota, Sordariomycetes, Hypocreales, Bionectriaceae.